UAAUGAAUUGAAGAGGACAAAAUAUAACAAGUUCAGUGAGGGUGUUAAAACAUGCCUCGUUGCCAGAAAACAAGCAGCUUUAUUGGAAGCACAAUAAUACUUUAUAAACUUUCCCUCUCAAAGCUCUUUCACAUUUGACCAUUUUUCUUUACCAAAAAAUAAUAAUAAUAAAAAAAUCUUACCACCCUCCUUAAAUUCCAUCCCCACCUGUCCUUCUCAUUGGCAUUCACUCACUCUUGUUUCUCUCUCUAUACCAGAAUAGUGAGUUUUGAGUGUAUUGGAAAGUGGAAACAAAACAAGUGAAGAAAAAUGGGAAUCUCAAGCAAAAAACUUGCCUUUGGUUUCUUGAUCAUUGUUGUUGUGUUUCCCUUCUCUGUGGUUCAUGGAGACCCUCUUGUUCCCGGUCUGAUGAUCUUUGGUGAUUCUGUGGUUGACACUGGAAACAAUAACUAUCUCUAUACGCUUGUCAAGGCAAAUUUUCCUCCUUAUGGAAGAGACUUUGUCACUCACAAACCAACCGGAAGGUUCUGCAAUGGAAAGCUUGCCACAGACUUCACUGCUGAAUAUCUUGGAUUCACCUCAUACCCGCCGGCUUACCUUAGCCCGGAAGCCAAGGGAAAGAAGCUCUUGACUGGAGCCAACUUUGCCUCAGGAGCUUCUGGCUAUUAUGACAGAACAGCUCAGUUAUAUAGGGCUAUCUCACUUACACAGCAGCUGAAUUACUACAAGGCAUAUCAGGAUAAAGUGGUGAAUAUGGUGGGACAAGCCAAAGCCAAUGACUUGUUCUCUGGUGCAAUCCAUCUUCUAAGUGCUGGGAGUAGUGAUUUUGUCCAGAACUACUAUAUCAAUCCUGUCCUAAAUAGAGCUUACACAGUUGAUCAGUUCUCUGAUAUUCUCAUGAGUUCCUACACUAAUUUUGUUCAGACUCUGUAUGGACUGGGAGCAAGAAGGAUCGGCGUCACUAACUUACCGCCACUCGGGUGCUUGCCGGCAUCUGUCACCCUAUUUGGAAGAGGAAGCAACCAGUGUGUUGAUAAACUAAACAACGACGCAACUCUAUUCAACAAGAAGUUAAAUAGCACAACCCAAAAUCUGCGAAAUCUUUUGGGUCUCAAGCUUGUUGUCUUUGAUAUUUAUCAUCCUCUCUUGGAGAUGAUCAGAAAGCCCAGUGAUAAUGGUUUCUUUGAAUCAAGAAGGGCUUGCUGUGGAACAGGCACUCUUGAAACCUCACUGCUUUGCAACUCUGGGUCGAUAGGGACGUGCUCCAACGCGACGGGGUACGUAUUUUGGGACGGGUUUCAUCCCUCUGAAUCCGCAAAUGAGGUCUUGGCUGGUGAUCUACUUGAACAAGGCUUUGAUCUCAUCUCUUGAAGCUGCUUCUAUGGUUUGAAGAAUUUGUGACUGCCAUGGUUUCACUAUUCAUAUAGAAUAAAAUGCAGAGCAGUUGCAUUAAACACACGAGUCGUUUAGUGGCAGUAGUUUGAAGGUUUGGUUUACCUAGAGUAUCCGUGUAUGUAAGCCUUGUUACCAAUACAUACAGAAACAGUUGGUGUUGUUCCUACUUUGUAUGGAAUUUUAAAUGUUUUCAUCCUUGGGUUAAUAAGAUGGCGGUAGUUUUAUGAGUGCCAUAUAUAAGAACACUUUCACAGUUAAUGAAGACAACAACAUUAGUAUAAUUU
This is a messenger RNA of Morus notabilis, 1679 nucleotides long. RefSeq names its product GDSL esterase/lipase At5g03810. Gene Ontology annotation, molecular function: lipase activity. NCBI's taxonomy places the organism in Eukaryota, Viridiplantae, Streptophyta, Magnoliopsida, Rosales, Moraceae. Gene Ontology annotation, biological process: lipid metabolic process. The record is from RefSeq and is a predicted model, not a curated record. The coding region runs from base 310 to 1371 and encodes 353 amino acids. The transcript is spliced from 5 exons.